This is a messenger RNA of Trypanosoma grayi, 681 nucleotides long. RefSeq lists its product as hypothetical. The transcript has a single exon. The coding region runs from base 1 to 681 and encodes 226 amino acids. The record is from RefSeq and is a predicted model, not a curated record. Lineage: Eukaryota; Euglenozoa; Kinetoplastea; Trypanosomatida; Trypanosomatidae.
AUGAGUCUCCUAAAGGCUGAUCAGGUGCGGAGGGAGCUGUUCGUCGCCUACAGCCAGCAGAUCGCUACGCUCCUUGGUGAGACAGAAGACGGAGAACCCAUUGAGUCGCAUGAGGCUGAUGAGAAUGCGUCUGAGUGUGAUAUGAAAGGAGAGGAUGCGNAGACAGAAGACGGAGAACCCAUUGAGUCGCAUGAGGCUGAUGAGAAUGCGUCUGAGUGUGAUAUGAAAGGAGAGGAUGCGUCACUCCUGUCGAAGCGCUUCCGUGUGUCGUACGCACGGCAGCACCUUCUCCGCCAGCGGGCGUUGCGGCUGCCGGCGAGCGACGGCAAGGCGGGUGGUGCCCACCUCACGUCCUCAACAGCAGACAACGAAACGGCGGCAGGAGCAACAGCAACACCAGAGGAACACGAGGGUGAGCACGUGGUGGAGGAGGAGGGAUGGCGCACGGCGUAUACAGAGCCGUACCCGUCGCUGCAGCGCCUCAUGCGGCGCGUGCAGGAUGAGUCCCUGCAAAUCUUGUUGCGUGAGGCACGCGUUCCAGUGGAAGCCCUCCGUGGCGACGAAUACACGUCGCAGCGCAUGGCCCUCCUGCACCAGAUUGAGGAGCAGAUUGGGAAGGAACGCAUUGCCCUCUUGGCAAAGCAGCAUCCGAUGGAUGGGAAACUACACCAGAUCGAGUAG